CCACCAAAAAUAUUUCUUAUCUUCCAAACAGAACAAUUACACAAACUGCCACUCUCCCCCUCUCUCAUCCAUGGCCACUCUGCAUAUUCACCAAGCUCUUCUCCACUUCCUUCACUGUUCAACCUCACCUUCACCAAAACUCCCUCCUUUUCGAAACCCUAAUUUCACUCCACUUUCCAGGAAAAUUAGGGUCUUUAGAUCAAGCUUUAGAGGCAGGGAUGGAGUGUUCUCUGUUUGUUGUCUCUGCAAGGCGAGUUCCGGUAUCGACGAGGUAUCAGUAUCGGUCCCGGAGGAGAUUGAGCGGCCUCGGUUCGAUGUCAAUCUCGCCGUCAUUCUUGCUGGUUUUGCAUUCGAAGCCUACACAAGCCCACCUGAAAAUGUAGGAAAGCGUGAAGUGGAUGCAGCUAAUUGUCAGAUGGUUUUCCUUUCAGAGUCAUUUCUGCGUGAGAUUUAUGAUGGCCAGUUGUUCAUAAAGCUGAAGAAAGGUCUCAAUUUUCGUGCCAUGGAUCCAUGGGGAACAAGUGAUCCAUAUGUGGUCAUGCAAUUAGAUAGUCAGGUUGUCAAAAGCAAGAUUAAAUGGGGGACCAAGGAACCAACUUGGAAUGAGGAGUUCACUUUAAAUAUCAAGCAGUCCCCAACCAAGAAUCUUCAGGUUGCAGCUUGGGAUGCAAAUCUUGUAACUCCACAUAAGCGCAUGGGAAAUUCUGCCAUUAGUUUGGAAUGCCUCUGCGAUGGAGAUCUGCAUGAAGUGCUGGUUGAUUUGGAAGGAAUGGGAGGUGGCGGAAAGAUACAGCUAGAGAUUAAGUAUAAGAGCUUCGGUGAAAUUGAAGAAGGAAAGAAAUGGUGGAGGAUUCCCAUUGUUGCAGAAUUUCUUUCAAGAAGUGGUUUAGAGCCUGCUUUGAAGAUGGUUGCUGGUUCAGAGACAGUGCCAGCACGCCAGUUUGUUCAAUAUGCUUUUGGACAGUUGAAAUCUCUUAAUGAUGCAUACCCUCAGAAAGAUCGGCUUCCAUACAAUGAUAAGUAUGACAAAGAAGGUAUUGGUCGAUCUAAUGAUCAUGUUAUUGAAACAGACAUGACUCCGCAGCUGGAGAAUGGUUCAGAGACCUCUUUUAAUGACAUGAGCUGUAAGGACAGCAAUCUGCCAGAGUUCCACCCAGAUACUGGUGUUAUGGAUAAUGGAGAUACCUUUUCACCCGUGAUACAAGUUGGUGAAUCCUCACAGUCAGAUAAACAGUUUUGGAAGACUUUUGCUGAUGUUGUCAAUAAGAAUGUCGUUCAGAAACUUGGUCUCCCUGCUCCUGAGAAAAUAAAGUGGGAUGGGUUUGACUUGUUAAACAGGCUUGGUUUAGAGUCACGAAGAAUUGCAGAAGCAGAUUAUGUUGAAUAUGGGCUUGCAACUCCAGAGGAUCAGGAUGCUGUUAACAGUGAUGCAACAACUGGACCAUUGACCAUUGGCACUAUCCGGUCUUCACUGCCAGAUAUUAAGAGGGUGACACAAGAUAUAUUAAGGCAAACUGAUUCUAUUUUGGGGGCAUUAAUGGUUCUGAAUGCUGCAGUUUCUCAAUUAAACAAAGAAGGACUUAUUGUAGGAAAGAGUGAAACCAAAGAUGAUAAUUCUACCAAAAAUGCUGACGAUGUCCUUGGAUAUGCCAAUGGUGAAAAUCUUGCAAUCCCACUGGAUGGAUCAAUAUUGGAUGAAAAGAAAGCUGCGGAGAUGAGGGAACUUUUUUCAACUGCAGAGAGUGCCAUGGAGGCUUGGGCAAUGCUUGCCACUUCUGUGGGCCAUCCAAGUUUUAUUAAAUCUGAAUUUGAGAAAAUAUGUUUCUUAGAUAACACUUCCACAGACACACAGGUGGCAAUAUGGCGUGAUCCAGCACAGAAAAGACUAGUUGUUGCCUUCAGGGGAACAGAACAAGCUAAGUGGAAGGACUUGCUAACAGAUUUGAUGCUGGUUCCUGCCGGGCUAAACCCUGAAAGGAUAGGUGGUGAUUUCAAGCAAGAAGUUCAAGUUCAUAGUGGUUUUUUAAGUGCAUAUGAUUCAGUCAGGACAAGGAUUAUUUCUCUCAUUAAACUGGCUAUUGGGUAUAUAGAUGAUGGUGAUGAGGUGCUGCAAAAGUGGCAUGUUUAUGUGACUGGUCAUAGCUUAGGUGGUGCAUUAGCUACCCUCCUUGCUCUUGAACUUUCAUCAAGUCAAUUAGCAAAGCGUGGGGCAAUUUCUGUGACUAUGUAUAACUUCGGAUCUCCUAGAGUUGGAAACAAAAAAUUUGCUGAAGUUUAUAACCAGAAAGUUAAAGACAGCUGGAGAGUUGUAAACCAUAGAGAUAUAAUACCAACAGUUCCACGCUUGAUGGGCUACUUCCAUGUAGCUCAACCUGUAUAUCUUGCAGCUGGAGAUCUAAAAAAUGCCAUGGAGAAUAUGGAGCUCUCGGGAGAUGGUUACCAGGGUGAUGUAAUUGGGGAGUCCACACCUGAAGUUCUCAUAAAUGAAUUUAUGAAAGGUGAGAAAGAACUCAUUGAAAAAAUAUUAAAUACGGAGAUAAACAUUUUUCGCUCAAUCAGAGAUGGGAGUGCACUUAUGCAGCAUAUGGAGGAUUUCUAUUACAUUACACUGCUGGAGUAUGUGAGAUUGAACUACCAAAUUGUUGCAACGUCGCAAAUCAAUGAAGAAAGUAGCAUAUCUGUCAGUUAAGAAGGCUAUGGUGUAUGAUGACCGUGGGCAAGCUUAAAUUUGCAAUUUGUUCGGUAAUUAUUUGAAAUAUUCUUGAAGCGUUAUCUGGCAUCAUGCCCACGACAGACAAUAUUUUCUGUAAAGAUCCAGUCAUUCAGGUCAAUUGUGCAGCCUGAUGCAGCCUUCCGUUUUCACAAGAUUGUGGUAUUUAUUGUAUGCCCUUCCUGAUUUGCAAGAUCAUGUACAGGUUGAUGAUUGAAAAAUGAAUAACAUUCAUAGUUGUAUAUGAACUCUCAGUUUCCUCAGCAAGCAAGAUACCAGACCUCUGUUCAAAGGGGUAAAGUACCAGACCUCAAAUUCUAUAGCUUCACUGCAGGUUUGCUUCGAAUCCAUUAUGCCCAUGUAGAUGCUGACCACUCUUCCCUCUAGAGCUUUUCCAGGUGGGCAAUUGAAUCAGUCCAAUCAUCAACCCAUACAUCGAUUUGUUGGCAUCAUCACAUGGCCACUGUCAAGUAGUACUCAAGAACCAUGUCGGUGUCUCUGCAGCUUAAUCACAGUAUAUUUUAACAUUAAUUAUCUUUGUUGAAAUUAAGUGAUACCAUUUAAACUAAAGCACUUGCUAGAAGAAACUAGAUGAGUGAAGGACGUUCCAAAUCCUGUGAAAUAAUCACUGUUUUUAAUAAAAGGUUCACACGUAUUUGUACGGAUUUGUAAUAAGUUUGGUUGCAAUAUUAUUUGUC
Molecule: messenger RNA, 3408 nt
Organism: Cornus florida
Lineage: Eukaryota; Viridiplantae; Streptophyta; Magnoliopsida; Cornales; Cornaceae
Exons: 18
Coding region: 71-2689 (872 amino acids)
Biological process (GO): lipid metabolic process
Source: RefSeq, a predicted model, not a curated record